UAGGAACUUGUUUGUCUUUGUGGGCCAUUGGUGUCGCAAGAGCGGAUUUGUCAAAGUAACAGAUAGUAUAAUGUGCGGGGAGGAGAGGAAGGGGUUGUAGUUUUCUCUCUCUCUCUCUCACAAACAAACGAGCUCCGGAUCGAAAUCUAGCUGCAGCUGCCAAUAUUAUUACUCUUGUGUUAAACGAGUAUCUCCCGCCUGGACCAAAGUCUGUAUCGUGGAUUAACAAAUAGAUCUAAUGCAACAGUUACAUUUAGAUUGUUAAGAUUUUUUUUAACAAUUUGAAAUGUUUCUAGGAGGAAAACGUGAUUUUCGUCUCGUUAAACUUGCUGAAAAGGUUGACAUUAUGACCCGUUAUGCCCAUAUUGUAUAUUUUGGUGACUGAUUAUUUUUUGGACAUAAAAUCUCAUUUAUAAUGUGGGCGCGAUCUACACUCCAGUUUCUCCUCGGUGUGUUAGCUGUGGUUGAAGUUCAGCCUGUCCCAGAAGAGCUGUGUCCUCGACAAGAGCCCCCUUCUGGAGUUUUGGUCUUGAAGUCAGGAAGCAAUGUUGUGUUUGGCUGCAGAGGUUUUAUCACUGUGGACGGUGUGCCGUUGGCUUCGGCCAGUGUCAUGAAUAAAAAAUACAGAAACAAGCAGAGCGAACACAUCACUGUCAGCUGGACAUCCCAAAAAGGUCAUGCUAAUGCUACACAGCUAACCAGUAUAAAGCCAAAUGCUACAACUGGGACAUACCAGAAGACUGAUUCUGCUAAGUAUACCAAAGCUAAAAGGGACUCAACGGUCACCGUUAAGCCACUUGUAACCAUAAGAAAGGAACAAGCCGCACCUAGACGUGUUUUACGUGCUGUCGCUCAAACUACUGGACAGGAGGAUGAGGUCUUUGGUGUCACCGUGGGAACAGAUUUUGAGCAAGAUGAUUAUGAGGACUACGGUUAUGAAGAGGAAAGGUCCAGGGUGACAAGAGGCAUCAAAAAGCGAACACGCUGGACUCUCAAUGGACGACAGGUGCAUGCUGGAGUGGAAAGGGGAGGGAUUUUAAGACGGCCUGAUCUCAGCUCGGCAGAUGCUGGGAAUUACAGCUGCUACAGAGGAGAGAGACUCAUUUCCACAUUCAGAAUCCGUGUAGGGGUGCCCCCAGAGAGACCCACUCUCUACUGCUACAGGACGUUUCACACGAGUAAUGUCUCCUGUGAGUGGACAUCGAAAAAUCCAGUAACCCCACAGCCGCUGUGUUACCUACUUCUUUUUAAAGGAUUUUCGAGCAAUGCCACCAGUGUGCCUUGUUCAUUCUCCCUCUCCCGCUGCUGGUGCGUCUUUCAAGUGGAGGAGGGUGACAGAGAUCUUUAUGGAGCAAAGCUGUGUGUGUCUAACGCGGCAGGCGGUGCCCUCAGCCCUCGCCUCAGCUUCAAGCUGCACGACAUCAUUAAGCCAGACCCUCCGAGCCAAGUGUCGGUGAGAGCGGUUGAGGGCAAGAAGCAUAGGCUUAAUGUCUCCUGGUCUUAUCCCAACACCUGGAAGCAUGGCUUCUAUGCCUUGCACUUCCAGCUGAGAUACCGACCACAACUCAAGGAGCAGUACCAGUCGGUGCUGAUAGAUGACAGGCCGGACAGACAUUUGUCCUGGAUGAUUUAUGAUGCUCUGCCACACGUUCAGUAUGAAGUGCAGCUCCGAGCCAAGGAUGAGUUCGAAGGCGUCUGGAGUGACUGGACUGACCCGUUCUGUGCAGUCACUUGGACGGCUCCUGAGAUAAUUACUACCUCUGAGAGCAUUACUUUGGGGUCCCUUGAGGUGUUUCCUGACGGUUCAGAAGGAUCUGAUGAAGACCCUGGUGUAGGUUCAGUUGAUGAAGCCGACGAAACUGAAUACGCUACAGUGUGGCUGUACGUGUCGUGUAUUAUGUCAUGUUUUCUUGUGGUCUUCACCAUGCUCACAGUCUGUUUACUCAGGAAUAGACUGCAUUUCAUGUCUAGAAUAGGAAAACAGUCCUUGCCCUUUGCAUUCCUCCUUCAUUCCCCUCGACCCAUUCCCGCUCCUGUUCAAUCUGAGCAGCUUCCAGAGGAGGGAAAGUCACUGAUGUCUCCUCCCAAACACCGCCAGCCAGACUUCCUUCCUGUGCAACAAAAGCUACAGGAGUGCAUUCAUCUGCAUAACAUUGAUUAUUUCCUUUGUCCAGACAUAGACAGACAUGAGUGAACAGAAGAAAUAUACUGUAAUAGACUAAGAUUCACUGAUUUUUACUCAGUAACAGUAUUGCGAGUGGCAACUCAAUGUCGAGUGUCACUGUAUAGACAAAGUAAUUCAUCAUGGCCUACCUUAUUUUUGAUGACUAUCAGAACGUUUGUACAUAAGAAUUUUUAAAAGCGAUUUCUACAAAGUGCGUCCUACCUGACCACAGCAGUCGUAUGAAGCUAAAGCUCUUUUAUAAAUAGCUCUGAAUUUAAAUGUCUGCCGAAUGCCUUACAGGAAUGUUAAUAAUCUAAUUCAACAUUUUAAGAAAAUAUCAAUUUUUAAAAUAAAUAUAAGAAUCGAUAUUAUGGUGACUUACAGUGAAAGUGAAUGGGACCGAUUUGUGGAGGAUGUGAAGCUCACAGUUUUACAGAAGCAUUUAGGCCAAUCAGUUCUUCCGUUGAAACUUUUUUUUUUAUGUUUUAUGCAUUGCAUUAUUACAUUUUUAUAAUAUAUCCGUCAUAAAGUUGUAAAAGAUAAAGUGCGUCCAUCCAUAACAAAAAUUAUUGUGGAGUGGAGUGAAGUGUUUGAGUAAGAAAAACUUCUCAAACCAUAAUCUCUAGCUUCCAUUAACUGUCAAACAUGUGUUCACAAGACCUACAUUUAGCAGGUCUUAUUUGCAGCGAAGGAAAAGCUCUUGGCUUAUAUUGAAAUGUUCCUACAUUUUUCUUUACAAAUCCUCAUUUUGCACUUUUAAUUCAUGACUGUUGUUCUCUCCUGUCCUUUCACCAGAGCUUUUGCUAUAUCUAUGUCCUGCGUCAUCUGCUGGAAUGCUGCUCUCUCGUGAACACGCGUAUAACAGCGGAAGCAAGAGAUUGCGGUUUAUAGAGUUUUAAAUGAACAUGACAUAUCCACCUCUCCAAUCAGAUAAAAAGGUUGCUGUCUGUGGUUGAAGAUUUGCAGAUGAACUGGUGUCUUUAGUUACCGUGAUUAUUGAUGAUGAAUAUUGGUUUGACGCUACUAUAAGUCACUGUGUGAACAGGAUAAAUGCGGUUGUCAGUUCUAGAAUCUGAUGGUCUGAAGGCAUCUUAGAUUAUUCCUUCAAACGUAUACAUUUUCCUCUUGUUUCUGUACUGUUGAUACUCUGGAUUUUAAUGUGUAUGGAUUGGCCCCAUACACUUCCACUGUAAAACAGAUUUUUAUUUUACGCUUUGAAGAAAAGGCAAAUUUCAUGCCACAAGUGCUGUUGAUUGAGUUUAACUUGCAUCAAACCUGGAAUAGUCCUUAAAAGGUAAGUUUUGCGUUUGCCAACGAGCCUGCUGAUGAAAGUAAAUUUACAUACAGAAAUCCCCUGUUGGAAAUAUGGCAAGCUAUUAACCAGAAGUAAGGGGUUUUUUUUCAUUGUGCUUUACUGUAAUACCAGUUGACUCCAGGCCAGGGAGAGUCAAUCUCUGUGAAUAAGGCAUAGAACAAGGAAUAUUGUGCAGUGUUUGUACAGUUGUAUUGCUUAAUAUAUGAAUAUGCUGAAUGAUA
Puntigrus tetrazona (Sumatra barb) is the source of this 3700-nucleotide messenger RNA. RefSeq names its product interleukin 6 receptor (gene il6r). NCBI's taxonomy places the organism in Eukaryota, Metazoa, Chordata, Actinopteri, Cypriniformes, Cyprinidae. The record is from RefSeq and is a predicted model, not a curated record. Gene Ontology annotation, molecular function: cytokine receptor activity; protein binding. The transcript is spliced from 10 exons. Gene Ontology annotation, biological process: cytokine-mediated signaling pathway. Gene Ontology annotation, cellular component: membrane; external side of plasma membrane. The coding region runs from base 416 to 2194 and encodes 592 amino acids.